UUUUUUUUUUUCUUCACACAAAAAAGUUAAUAUAUAAUAAUAAUAUUUUUUUAAAAAAAAUUUUUUUAAAAAAAGUUAAUAAAUUGAAAAAUGACUCAGAAAAUUGGUAUUCACGUUUCUGGAGCUGAUGGAAUGUUAGGCGACUCUAUUGUAAAAGGGUUAUUGGAAAUGCCAAAACUUUAUCCUAUAUUACAAAAUUCAAAUUUUCAAGUUUACGCAGGAGUUCAUCACGAGACAGAACAACCUUCAACAAACGCUUUGGUUGUAAAAGUUGAUCCAGUUAAUAAUCCUGACUCUGCCAUACAUGCUCUAAAGCAAGUGUCAAAAUUAUUUUUAUUAAUCGAUCCAUUAUCUGGUGAAAUCAGGCAGAAAGAUGCUCUUGCUUUUGCAAAAGGAUAUAUAAAUGCAGCUAAGCAAGCAAACAUUGAACACAUCGUGUUUCCAACACCAUUCUCAAAAUAUGAAGCACCUUAUUCACCUCCAUUAACUCCUGUUGAUGAUGAUAAUGAAGAACGUACAAAUAUGCGAUCUUAUCGAGAACAAUUUGAAGCUAUUGAAUCAACGUUACUAGAAUCUUUUUCACGAUCAGAAAUAACAAUUCUCCGCUAUCCUGGGGUACUAAACCAACACUUACUAUAUUUUGCAAAUUAUAUUACGGAAAAAUCAAAAAUGCCUUUAAUUGACAAUUCAUACAUGACGUUCGAAUGUUGUGAUAUUAGUGAUGUUGUACGUGCAUCAUGUCGUAUAUUGGUUAGUCCCAUACAAUCACAUGGUGGUAAAGAGUACAAGAUAACUGGACCUAAUUUGUUAACAACGGACGAGAUUGCUAUUAAAGCCAGUUUAGGCCUUAAACGAGAGAUUAAAGUGGAAUUUAUGUCUAUUAAGCAGUUAAAAAACGUAUUGAUGGAAACGACAUCUGAUGAAGAAGAAGUUGCAUAUUUGUUAGAAUUAUGGGGAUUACAAGGAUAUUUAGGAACCGCUAGAAAAGUGCAGGUUACAAGAGAUUUAGAACAAAUCACCGGAAGUACUGGAAAGAGCUUGAGAGAAUUCUUUGAAAAUUCAUAUGAUGAUUUCACUUCUCCGCAAACAGGAUAAGUAGGAGGGAAAAUUAUCGAAAUAACCCAAUAAUAUUAAAAAAGAAUUGAUUUCUUUAUCAAAAAUGCUACUGGGUCAUGUUUUUGACGUGACAUCAAUGGGGACUCAAAAAAUUGCAUCAUCUGCGAAAAGAAAAAAAAAAUUCAAACCAAAAAUAAAAAUGGUUGGGAUUGGUAUAUUUUCUAUACUUCAUACAUUUAGAUUUCGAACAAUUGUAAGCUUGUUUGUAUGCGGGCUAUAUGUUGCAAAUAAAUGAUAUAUAUAUUAGUCACAUGACUUGGA
Rhizophagus irregularis DAOM 181602=DAOM 197198 is the source of this 1377-nucleotide messenger RNA. RefSeq lists its product as uncharacterized. Lineage: Eukaryota; Fungi; Glomeromycota; Glomeromycetes; Glomerales; Glomeraceae. The record is from RefSeq and is a predicted model, not a curated record.